Messenger RNA from Eremomyces bilateralis CBS 781.70, 2687 nucleotides. RefSeq lists its product as uncharacterized. Gene Ontology annotation, molecular function: oxidoreductase activity. Bases 1 to 2337 code for a protein of 778 amino acids. Gene Ontology annotation, cellular component: cytoplasm. The transcript has 4 exons. NCBI's taxonomy places the organism in Eukaryota, Fungi, Ascomycota, Dothideomycetes, Eremomycetales, Eremomycetaceae. The record is from RefSeq and is a predicted model, not a curated record.
AUGGAAGAAGACCUGCUAAUCAAAGUUUGUAUAGUGGGAGGGAAUGCGUUGUCAGCCUUUCUAUCAUGGCGUCUCCAAGCUACCCAGAUGUGCGAUGUCACUCUCGUCUGGAAGAACCAGUACGAAACCGUCCAACAAUAUGGCGUGUCAUUCAAGUCACCGGUGUUCGGAAAUGAACGGUUCAAACCGUAUGCAGUGGUAUCGUCCACAGCCGAAGCCGCCGCACGAGGAUCACAAUUCGAUUAUGUCCUCCUUUGCGUGAAAGCCCUCCCCGACCACUACGACAUCUCCGAAGUUAUCGCACCCGUCGUUUCCGUCCAACACACCUGCAUCCUCGUCAAUACUACACACGCACUCGGCAUCGAGACAUACUUGGAACAACGGUUCCCGAUGAAUGUCGUCCUUUCGCUAGUAUCCGCCGCCGAGAUCGUCCAACUCGGUCCUUCCGAAUUCGAACACAAAUCGGCUACAGACCUCUGGGUUGGCGCAGCCAACAGGAACCCGAAGAUCCCUGCGGCCAUCCAGACCGACAUGGCUGCGGCUAUUGCUAUGACGCUCACGUCCGGGAAGGUCAACUGUAAAACGUCACCGAAUAUCCGACAACAACAGUUUGAGACGAUGAUGGGUCCCGUCGCUUUCCACCCGGCCAGCGUCAUCUUCGAAAACACCAAUUACGGCGAGUUAAUGGAACAGCCCGGCGUCCGAGCGAUCAUCGAAGGCGUUCUCGACGAACUCAUCGCCGUUGCUGAAGCAAAAGGUUGCCAGUUUCCCGCCGGCUACCGCCAUGAAAUCAUCCAAACAAUGACCCAGAAGAAUAUAGAGGCCAACCAGAACAGCAUUAUGUACCUGGACUUCAAAGACGGACGACCAAUGGAAGUGGAGACGUAUCUUGGAGCUCCGAUCAGGCUAGCCCAGGAAGUCGACGUCAAGGUUCCUCGGGUUGAAACGCUGUAUGGAGUCAUGUACGACCUCAACAUCAAGAAUCAAGCAAGACACAAGGAAGGUCCUCCGGCUGGACCUGCUGCCACAGCGACUCCUGGAUCUCCCGGAUCUAUCCACCCUCCUCGGAUUUCCUCUCACGGUGCACAACACAUGAACGGCGGUCCACCAUCCGCCAUGAUGAGUGCCAUGCGAGGCGGAAGAGGCCGGCCUCCCAUGAGCGGUCCUCCAGGCAUGCGAAGAGGUGGUCCGAUGAACGGAUACGGACCUGGCCCACGUAUGUCAAAUGGCAAUUACGGACCCGGUCCACAACUCUCAAGGCGGCCCUCUUUUGAGGACAGCAAUUUGGAUGAGUUUUCACAUGUGGUCAUGUACGACAACCUCCCUGAAGGCGGACUUCCUGAUGGCGAGGCCAAUGGACACCAUCCGAAUGACAUGGUUCUCCGCGAGCGGGAAUUGGCACUGCGACAACGAGAGUUAGCUCUUCGUGAGGCGGAAAUGAACAUGCGAAGACACCGACCCGGUCCGCGGAGACCACCACCUCCGGCUUCCAUAAACGGCGCAAUAUACGAUGAUGAAGAGGACGACGAUUUUAUCGACGGGCCGACGCGGCCGAUGAUGAAUCCUAAUCAGGACUUGGAUAUGGUGAGUAUCACAUCGAAUCGUAACAGGAAGUCCGCAAGCCAGGGAAACAUGAGAGGUAUGGAUCCACGCCAACGAGGAGGCUCCCGGAUGGGAUUCCGGCCUCCCUUUGGCAAGAACCGCACCAGUGCCACGAUCAUGGACCAGAUGCCGAAUCCGCGCGAUGCGAUCCUCGACAGCUCCCUCCUCGGCAUCUCCAGCAACCGAUACGGCGACACCGACCGUUCCGUCCGGAUGCAGCACCAUCAAUCCUCCCGAGCAAACUCCAUGACCACCCCGAGCCUAUACCAUUACCCCGACCACAUGCCGCGACCGCCGAUGCACCCCAACUCCAGCAUGCGGCGAUCCAGCCAAUCCCCCGGCAACCCUCUCGCGCCCCCUUCCUUCGGUCCCCGCCCCGGCGGGCGUCCCUCUCCUCCCCACGGCUACACCGGCGGCCCACCUCACGGCGGCAUGCCCGGCGCCCCACGCGGCGGGCGGCCCUCCCCCCCGAACAUGCAGCAACCAGUGCCGCGCCAUCCACCGGGCCACGGCAACGCGGUGGCGCCGGAUCAGGUGGAACAACAAGCUGGGGUGAGCACGACCCUUUACCCUCCCAAGCACGGCCCACAAGUGCGCAGUCUGACAGGCAGUGCGAGCGGUAGCGGGGAGAGUGGUGACAGCGGCGACGCGUCGGUCAAUAGCAGCUCGAGCAGCUUGGCGCACCAUCAAGGCGGGAAGCACCUCCCGAGGCCGCCGCCCGUUCCGAUGAAGUAGAGGGUGAAGCCAUUUCCUCACGCAGAGAGGGUCUCUCGAGCGGGUUUUCAUGCGACCGGAAGCGGAUCGAGCGAACGGAUAUUUUGGACCGUUCCUUGAAAUGGUGCCGCGUCCCUGCGCUGCGUUUACGAUAUCCACCGACGACGACGAUCAAAAAAGUUUUCUUCUUCGGCAUUUCUCUUUAUCGGGCUUCAUUUAACUCGGAAUUUGGUCCUGGGACGCCUCCCUGAUUGGCAUCAUGUGCUGAUGCAGACCGAUCAUCCCCGCACAGUGCAUGUCGGGCUUCUUUAAUUCUUAAUCCACAACCCCCCUACACCACACCACCCCACGACUCAUCCAGCUCUCUCCUU